Lates calcarifer (barramundi perch) is the source of this 5429-nucleotide messenger RNA. It is a transcript of the gene gabrg2, whose product is annotated as gamma-aminobutyric acid type A receptor subunit gamma2. The record is from RefSeq and is a predicted model, not a curated record. The transcript is spliced from 10 exons. Bases 382 to 1812 code for a protein of 476 amino acids. Lineage: Eukaryota; Metazoa; Chordata; Actinopteri; Centropomidae. Gene Ontology annotation, molecular function: inhibitory extracellular ligand-gated monoatomic ion channel activity; transmitter-gated monoatomic ion channel activity involved in regulation of postsynaptic membrane potential; benzodiazepine receptor activity. Gene Ontology annotation, biological process: monoatomic ion transmembrane transport; signal transduction; gamma-aminobutyric acid signaling pathway. Gene Ontology annotation, cellular component: dendrite membrane; synapse; GABA-A receptor complex.
GCAUGUGUUGAUCCGUGCUGCAGCAACGUGCAUCAGUUCCUCUCUGACCCCAGUGUUAAUCUGCAUUCAGACCGAGGCUCCACUGGUUUUUCUCAACUGCUUGAUAUCAGAGUAGCUUAUUACGAGGGGGGGCUUCGCCGUCUGUAGCAGUUUUUUAGGGCCCUGUUAGGCUGUCGAUUCAGCAACAGACACGUAACCAAAAAAACGAGCGACACGAAAUCAAGCUUUCAAUUCGCAUCGAUUUUGUUUUGGCUGAUUUCGCUCCACCGCACGUCCGCCUCGGGUCUAGAUUUGCCGACCCGCUAACGUGCGUAAUGUAUCGUAGAGAGGAAACACAGUAAAUAGACGGACACGUCCAUCUGCAAAAAAGAGGAAACGAAGAUGGUGAUGAUGGCUUCACCCAAUAUAGCCUCCAAAUGCUCGACAGCAAUGGCGAAGCCUUCCCUCCCCCUGAAGCUGUUUCUCUGGGUCUUUAUUGUCGUUAAUCUCCCUACAAGCUCCUUCCAGACUGAUGACGAUGAUGAGGUGUCUAACAAGACGUGGGUGCUGACUCCCAAAGUGUACGAGAGUGACGUCACACACAUCCUAAAUAGCCUACUAGAUGGAUAUGACAACAAACUCAGACCUGACAUCGGAGUCAAACCAACAGUGAUCCACACAGACAUGUUUGUCAAUAGCAUCGGCCCAGUAAAUGCCAUCAACAUGGAAUACACCAUCGACAUCUUUUUUGCCCAGACCUGGUAUGACAGAAGGUUAAAAUUCAACAGCACAAUGAAGGUUCUGCGUCUCAACAGCAACAUGGUUGGGAAGAUCUGGAUCCCAGACACUUUUUUCCGCAACUCCAAGAAGGCUGAUGCUCACUGGAUCACCACUCCCAAUCGAAUGCUUCGAAUCUGGAAUGAUGGCCGAAUACUCUACACCCUCAGGUUGACCAUCGAUGCUGAGUGCCAGCUUAAACUGAACAACUUCCCAAUGGAUGAGCACUCAUGUCCCCUGGAGUUUUCAAGCUAUGGCUACCCCAGGGAGGAGAUUGUGUACAAGUGGAAAAGGAGCUCAGUGGAGGUUGGGGACAUUCGCUCCUGGAGGCUCUACCAGUUCUCCUUUGUGGGCCUGAGGAACACCUCUGAGAUUGUCAGGACUGUCUCAGGAGACUAUGUGGUGCUGACCGUCUUCUUUGACCUGAGCAGGAGAAUGGGCUACUUCACCAUCCAGACCUACAUCCCAUGCACCCUGAUUGUUGUCCUCUCCUGGGUCUCAUUCUGGAUCAACAAGGAUGCAGUACCUGCCAGGACAUCAUUAGGCAUCACCACUGUGCUGACCAUGACCACGCUGAGUACUAUUGCCAGGAAAUCCCUCCCAAAAGUGUCCUAUGUGACCGCCAUGGACCUGUUCGUGUCUGUCUGCUUCAUCUUCGUCUUUGCCGCACUUAUAGAGUACGGCACACUGCACUACUUUGUCAGCAACAGGAAGCCAAGUGCCAAAAAGGACAAGAAGAAGAAAAACCCGCUCCUCCGGCUCUUUUCCUCAAAGCAGACACCCACGGUAGACAUCCGUCCACGCUCAGCCACAGCCAUUCAAAUGAACAACGCCACACACAUGCAGGAGCGAGACGAGGAGUACGGCUACGAGUGUCUGGACGGGAAGGACUGCACCAGCUUCUUCUGCUGUUUCGAAGACUGCCGUUCCGGAGCCUGGCGGCACGGCAGGUUGCACAUCCGCAUUGCCAAGAUAGACUCGUACGCACGCAUCUUCUUCCCCACUGCAUUCGGUCUCUUCAACCUGGUCUACUGGGUCUCCUAUCUCUAUCUCUAGGCCCUGGUGUGUCUCCAGCCUUAUCAUACAGUUCAUUAUAUUCUAACAUAUGCUCUGCGCCAGCAAAGGACAUUUUGAAGGAGGGGACCCACUGAAACACCCAGUGAAUUUCAUUUAAAGCAUUUCCUUUAAUUCUCUGAUUUUAAUCUCUUUACAUUUUAGUUAUUUAUCUGAUAACUGACUGAUAACAGACAUUGCAAAUGUUGUAGCAUUACAUUUUACUGGCAUGAAAAGUUUGUAGAUGUGUUGUGAAAACAUUGAUUGUGUGAGCAGUUAACAAGAAUCUCUGUUUUUGUUUUGUUUUUUCAUUUUACAUGAUUUUAUUUUGGACUUUCUAGUUGUAAAUUGCAGUAAACCUUUCCUCGAUGGGAUUUUGACUAAUUUAUUUAUUUUUUAGUAAAAUACAUUCCUUUCACAGUAAACAAAUAGAAUAAAUGGUCAUUCAGAUCAUAUCAAACACCCAUUAGAAAAAUCUAAACUACAUUAUUUAUGUCUCAUCAUUUAUUUUCACCUUUUUUUCUUGACAUUCUAAAACACAAAAUCUGAAGCACUUUAAUAGAGCUAUGUUAGACAGUGACAUUGAAACUAAUUUUGUUAACACUAAUUUAUUUUUAAUUUAUUUAGCUAACAGCACAGUUAAACAUGGCAUUUUUUUCAUGUGUGGUCAGAGAGCAGUGAUGUUGUUUAUGGACAAUGCUCAGCUGUACAGACACUGUAUAUAUUUUACUAUUACAUAGUGGUUUACAUUUAUUGCAUGCACUUUUCAGGCCAAAAAUCAACAUGUUUUAUGGUCUUCUGUUGUUGGCUAUGGAAACUAAAAAAAAAAACAAGCACUGUUGAUUAUCAUUCAGGAUUUAAUCAUACUUUUUUUUUCUAAGAAAACUGAAAAAAAAAAUCAAAAGAUAAAAAUGUGCCCAGUUUAUGCUUUUAAGUGGAGGAAUCAUCUUUGCAUACAGGUGGGCGGAUCAGCCCAGAAUUUCAGGCCAGACAACUGGUUUAAUCAUUUUCCUUGCAGCCAUUAGCUUAUGGUAUAGACAACACUGACCUCUGAUCCUCUCCUACAUUUGCUGUUAAAAGUGAGCAUUUACGUAAUGACACACUGCUGUUGUAUUUUGGUUAUGCAAGCUUUUACAAGGGAGGCUGUAUCACAACAACUUAGGUUUUCCUAUAAAAACAAAUCAGUUUUCCCUUUACAUUAUCAGAGUGAUAAAUGCAACUAUGUAUCCAGAGGUUGAGAUUUUGCCUACAAGUAGAGGAAUACAAAACUAAUAUACAUUCUAAUGCAAAUGUGAAUACAGAUAGCUGUAGGGUGUUUUCAAAUCCCAGCAGUAGAACAGGGUUCAGUCUAUGUGUCCUUCUUCUAAGAUGAGAAACAAACAAAAAACAGAGAAAAUAUGAAUUGACAAUAAACUUGAGAGCUUCAUUCAAGUAAAAAAAAGGCAUCUUAUUGUGUCGAGAAUAGAUGUGUGAGCCUUAUUAUCAAGCCUCUCACUUCCUGUCUCUUUUGAAAACACAUUGAGAAUGUAGAUUAUCACACAGUGAGAAAAUUGACUCUCCGGUUGGGCUGAAAGUUCAUCAUUUCUUAUUUGUUUCACUUUUCUUUCCUCAUAAAAUUUCUUUUGAAUGCCAAAAUGUCAUGUGAAGACGAGUGAAGAUCACAGCGAAAGUAUCCGAGUUGUAAAUGUUGUGUAUGAUAAGAUACAACACACAUGAAUUAUACCCCCAUCCCCCUGCAGAUCACUUUUGAUAGACACCAUAGAUAUGCAACAAAUGGAGACAGUGCUUAAGUAUGAUUUGUAAACACAUGAGGAAUGGGUGUAAAUCACGCUGUUUAUGUACAUAAAUUAUGAACAGAAGAAAAUACUUGUCUGGCCCUUGGGAUUUUGUAAAAGGGAAUAUAUUUUGUAAUUUCAGCAUUGUUGCAGUAUAUCAUCAUACAGUAUAUUAGACUUAUUGUAUUAUGCUGGACUGACCAUGUAGAAUACUUGGGGGGGGUAAUGGGGUAUUUAUUUAUUUAUUUAUUGAUGGUAUUUAUUUAUUUAUUCUAUUGAGGAAAAAAAUGUAUUUUAUGUUCAUAUAGCCCCUGAAAAGAAACACAGAAUGCUGUCAUUUAUAUCAAAGAUACAUUUUUGUUUGAUGUGUAAAUGGAGCUUGAGCUUAUUUAUCUUGUGUUUUCUAUGUUGUGAUCAAUGUACACUACUCUCACAAAGGCCUGUCAAACUGUUAUAUCUGUUGAAUUAGUGAGUUGCAACAUUACCUGUUGUGCAGCUUCUGAGUAGUGGACAUAAAAUAUUUUCAGGGGGAAAAAAAAAAAAAAAAACUGUUCCCAAGCCACCAGAAGAAGAACAUUUGCUUGUCUAAGUGACAAUUAAUUCUUUCCAUCUUUCCACCGCCUCAUGGUUCAUCAUCGAUCUUAAUAAUUGUCAUCACUAACAAAGCAUCAGUGAUGAUACUAACAUAUGCAUUUAUCAGAUUAUCUUAUAUUCCCUGGAGUUCUUUCCCUUUUGUAUUAAAUGGUGGUCCUAUUGUGUUCAGAAGCUGCCACUUAGUAGUCUAAACCUGUCUUCAGUGUGCACAUACUCUAUCUCUCACACCUUUAGGGCCAUUAAGUGUGUCAGUAGCAAUGUAGACUGGCCGUCAUCAGUGUUCAGUAGUUUAAAGAAGUGUAACAGAGUGAUUACAUCUUAAAGUGCCAAACUGACACAUGCAAUAGAGAAUAUCAAUUAUAAUAUCAUUUGUGAAUCCACUUAUACUGAAAAAAUAAUACUAAAAAGGAGUGUUUUAAUGAAGGAAAUGCUAUACAACGAAUGUCCCCUCAGACAUGGAUUUGCAGGUGCUCUGGACAAUUUUUUUUUUUUUUUUUUUUUUGUACAAAAUCAAAAACAUGCGGACAGGACUUAUUAUAUCAGGGUGAACAGGAUUCAGACUGUAUACAACUUUAUGUACAAACCCAUUCAUUCUGAUAACAGAGCAUGUCUUGUGUUUGAACAUUGGUGCAAUGGAAUUUGUUUGAAUUUUUUUCCAUGAUGCUUAAAAUUUGUUUAUUAUUUGUUCAUUAUAUUUAUACUUUUUGUGAACUCUACUGUAAAUGCAGAGAUAUAAAGCUGUAUGGAAAGCACUGGAGUGUUUAUAUUCAGUAAUGUGCAUGCUGAAUAUGUUUUCAGUCAAACAGGGAUGUUUUGAAGAAUCAGGACUUAUCCAAGCAUUGUUUCAUCCAGUCCUUUGCCUGCAUUGACAUGGACUUUUAUUACACCGUACUUAUUUUUGACAAAGUGAUUUGAAUUACUUUGGGACCCACAAAUGAGACAUAUAUAUGUGAACAGCACAUGUAGAUAUUUUCUAUUGUUAUGUAUUUUGUCAAAAUGCAGAAAACAAAAUAUUACUGGAAUUACAGAGCUCAGUAAACGGUAUCCAAGAACAAAAUAAUUUUCAUAUGAUUCUCAUACAUACAGUAUGUUAGUUGUUUGCCAUCUAUGUAUAUUUGAGUAUUGUAUAAAAGGGGCACUGAUCAAUUCUGUUAGGGUCUGCAUAAUAUACUAUAUAUGUACUGGAAAAAAUCCUUUUCAUAAGGGAAUUGCACAUAGCUGUGGAAUUUUACAAUAAAAUGGUUGCAUUUA